Molecule: messenger RNA, 862 nt
Organism: Cuscuta campestris
Lineage: Eukaryota; Viridiplantae; Streptophyta; Magnoliopsida; Solanales; Convolvulaceae
Source: the annotation of a GenBank genome assembly
AUGAACAAUUAUGAUGACAUCACUGUUACUCACCUCAGCUCCACUACAUCUGAUCACAAGCCUAUCCUCCUCCAAUGUCUUCAAAAUCAGAGUUAUGGUCCCAAACCUUUCAGAUUCCAAAACAUGUGGAUGAAUCACAAUAAUUUUCUACAAGUUAUUUCUGAUUUUUGGAAAUCUAGGUCCUAUUUGGGAGGCAUGCAUGGGCUAGCUUCUAAACUUAAAGGACUGAAAGCUGUGCUUAAAGAGUGGAAUCUCAAAUCCUUUGGUAAUAUUCAAGAGAAAAUACAAGAUGCAGAAAGGUUGGCAACUUAUGCCCAAGAAUGCUUUGAAGCUGACCAAUCUGAUUUCAACAGGGCCAACUAUAAUAAGGCUAAAGCUGAGAUCAUUAUGGCUACUGACAAUGAGUUCAACUUCUGGAAACAGAAAGCAAACUUAAAGUGGAUGGAGGAGGGUGACUCUAACACUAAAUUCUUUCAUGCCUAUGUCAAAGGAAGAAGAACCAAGUCCAUGAUCAGAGUUAUUGAAGAUUCUAAUGGUAAACCUAUUACCAAUAUUGAAGUGAUUAAAAAGAUGGCCAUUGAGCACUUUUUCAAUCAAUUCAAUAACAAAAAGUCAGUUUCAAUGUCCCCUAUUCUGGCCUACAUUACCCCUACCAUUACAGAGGAAGACAACAACCUUCUCACAAUGAUUCCUAGUGAUGAAGAGAUUAAAAAUACAGUUUGGAGCCUCAGCCCAAAUAGUGCACCAGGGCCUGAUGGGUACAAUGGCCACUUCUUUAAAUUUUGCUGGGAAAUCAUUCAUAAGGAUGUCAUUAGUGCAACCCGGGAAUUCUUCCUUGGGGUCCCUGUUCCUAUCAGCUAUG